AUGACCAACCCCCACCCACGCGCCCCCCAACCCACCGACUUCCCCUCCCACCUCACCCUAACAAUCACGCCCCCGACGCCCCCCAGCACCUCCCAAAAAUCCCCCAACAUCCUCCUGCUGCUGCACGGCCUCGGCGACACCGCCGCCAACUUCACCGCCUUCGCGCGCGCCCUCCACCUCCCCGAAACCACCAUCCUCACCCUCCAAGCCCCGCAGCCCCUCCCCUUCGACCUGGGCGGCUACCACUGGGGCGACGACGUGACCUUCACGCCGGCGGGGGAGCUGGACAUGGACGCCGGGUUCACGCGGGCGGUGCGCCUGAUCGUCCACGAGGUGAUUGCGGGGGUCCUGGUCCGGAAGUGCGGGUAUCGGUGGCGGGAUGUGUUGGUGUUUGGGUUGGGGCAGGGCGGGAUGGUGGGGUUGGAGGUUGCUGCUGCUGUUGCUGCUGCUGGUGCUGCUGGUGCUGGUUCUGGGCGACAAGGAGAAGGAGAGGGUGCUGGGGUGGUUUCGAUCGGGGCCCCGUUUCCGUUGUCCGCGGUCAAGAAUACAACAACCCAAAGGAAUCGGACGCCGGUGUUGGUGGUCGCGGGGAGGGAUUCGGUGGCUGUGACGGAUAGUGCGGUACGCAGGACGAAGGAUUGGUUUGAGUUUGUCGAGGUUCAUCGGUAUGCUCGCCGCGGGGAUGGGAUGCCCAGAAAUCGGGACGAGAUGUUGCCCGUCAUGCAGUUCUUAGCCAGGAGGUUGAGGAGCUGGAAGGGCGUGCCGGAGGGCAGUGUGGAGAUCUCUUGA
This is a messenger RNA of Aspergillus fijiensis CBS 313.89, 789 nucleotides long. RefSeq names its product alpha/beta hydrolase. The transcript is spliced from 2 exons. Lineage: Eukaryota; Fungi; Ascomycota; Eurotiomycetes; Eurotiales; Aspergillaceae. Gene Ontology annotation, molecular function: palmitoyl-(protein) hydrolase activity; carboxylic ester hydrolase activity. Bases 1 to 789 code for a protein of 262 amino acids. Gene Ontology annotation, cellular component: cytoplasm. The record is from RefSeq and is a predicted model, not a curated record. Gene Ontology annotation, biological process: protein depalmitoylation.